AGUUCAUUCUGACACAUGUAAAUUAAGGCUUAUUCUCAAUACAACAAUGUUUUCCUUGGUAUAUGUUUUUAUUGGUGAUGCGAAUAAAAAUUGAUGUUAACAAACAUCAGAUUAGUGAGGUUCAAUUUUUUAUUUAUAUAUAUAAUUACAUAUAUAACUUGGAGAACGAUUUCCAAAUUGAUAGUUUUUGUCUAUUGAUUGAUACGACUACAAUGUAUAAAGUCAAUAACGGUAUACUGCAAAUUGUAUGAAUAAAAAUGAAUACGAAAUUCUAUAUGGCGUUGUUGUUAUCUGUUUUACUGGGUAUAACCCUUUUUUGUCCCUUCUGCUACUCGUUUGUGUUAUUUGGACUAUUCCUAGUAAUUAGUAUACUUCUUGGAAUAUUAACAGCAUUUUGGUUAAAUGUAACAUUAUCACUACCUCAUAAAACUACUGUAGGGGCAGAACACUAUUUAAAGCAAGCCGAACAUUUUAGAAAUACCAUUCUUAAAGAUUAUGAGUCGUCUAUAGCUUCCAAGAGUAUUUGUCCACAAUUACCUCAAAUAUUUGGUAAAACAGUUGAUAGUUUACUCCAGCAGCUUUUAGAUUUUGUUUUGAGAGACUAUAUUUUGAUUUACAUUAAAGAUUAUGCUUAUGAAACAGAUGCUUUGGAAAAUAAUAUCAAAGAUGAUUUAUGGGGAGCUAUCAAUAAUUUACAUGAAAAACUGGUGUCAGUGGACGAAACCAAAUUGAUUGCAAGUGAUAUUGUAAUGAAAAUUACAGUGCAUUUUGAAAAAAUAAGGGAAGCUAAGGCUCUCGUAGAAGAUUCUGAUCAUCCACCAGUGUUCCAAUUGUCACCACAUGUAAUGUCAUCUGAGAAAGAAAUAGAAUAUUUACGCACAGUUAGUGAAUUACUAAUUAUGUUUCUUUUGCCAAGAGCUUAUUCUCUUUCUCCUACAAAGUAUCUUGUGCGAGAAAUAUUAUGUUGCAAAGUGUUUAAACCAUUAAUUGAUACAAUAACAGAUCCUGAUUUCUUCAACAGAAAUAUUAUAAGUUAUAUUGAAACUACACAAAUGCAAGUAAAUCUACCCAAGAAAGUUUUGGAAAAUGCAAAUGACUUUGAAGAUUUAAUUGAUAAAAUUGACGACGUGCAAGUUUUGAGAUCCAUUCGAUAUAAUAUUGUAACCAAAUUGAUGCAAGCUACAACUUUACAAAAUUUGAAUAGAGCUAAAGGGGUAGAUCUUGAUAAUGAUAAAAAUAUAUUGUCAUCAGCUGGUAUACAUAAAUCUGAUAUAAAUGCUGCUAAAAAACUCAAAAAACACAUUAAUCAACUAACCUCAGCGAAAAAACAGUGCGAGAAAAAAUUAAUAACUCUAGGAUGGGAUUCUGGGUAUCAGUAUGGAGAAGAGAUGAAGAAGGUUCUUUCUCUUCAAAUGAUUUUGGAUCAUGUUCUUGGAAGAAAAUAUUUGUCUCAGUUUCUACAAACUGCCGCCAGUCAUGAUUUAAUAAGAUUUUGGUCAGCAGUAGAAGAACUUAGAUCAUCUCAGAAGACGAACUGGCAUCAAAUUGGUGCUGAAAUAUUUUAUACUUUCAUAAGGAAUCCAACUUCUGAAAUCAAAGUCGACAAGAAUACUAAAAAACGCAUGGAAGCUUUUUUGUUGGGUGACAAGGGUCCAGAGGUAUUUUAUGAAGUUCAACAUCAAGUAGUUCAAAUAAUAGAAGACAAAUAUUAUCAACCGUUUUUAAUUAGUGAUUAUUAUAAAGAAAUGGUGAUUGCUAUUGAUAAUGAAGAAAAUAUAUCAGAUGAGAGCGGUGUAGUUGAGGAACGACAAACAUCAACAGACUCCACUGAUAAUGUGGAAAAUAGUUUGAACGUUGGGGACCAUUCUAAUUAUGCUAGAAGAAAAUUGGACCAAUUGGAAGAGAAACUGAAUAACAAAACUCAGGCUUUGGCUGCGUUGAGAACAUCAAUGAGACCAGAAUCAAAAGUGUUGAAUAAAUUGGAGAAAGAAGUGGAAUGGUUGGAAGGCGAAAAAAGACAGUUGGAGGCACAUAUUACAAGAACAGAAAUUUGGGCUGACAAUUUAGGCAGGUGGAGAGCUUUUGUACAAUCUGCAGAGGUGUCUGAUGAAAAAGAACCUCCUCAGUUCGUAUUAGUAGUACAAAUGUCUGAGGAUGAAUCGCCUGACGGCGAAGAAACCAUUUGCACUGGUUGGGUGGUUUGUAGAAACUUGACGCAGUUUCAGGAGUUACAUAAAAAAUUACGUCCUUUAUGUUCAGAUGUACGUAACUUGGAUUUACCCACUAACACUUUUAAAUUUCUAUUUGGAAAAAGUGACAAAUUAACGUUGGAAAAGGCCAAACAACAAAUACAGAAAUAUCUAGAUUUUGUGUUAAAAGAUGAUAGGCUAAAUCAAAGCGAGGCCAUUUAUGCAUUUUUAAGUCCAAGUUCAGAAAAUUUAAAACAGUCCACUCCGAAUCGUAAAAAAUCCAGAUUUUCAUUUUCUACAUUAUUUAAAAGCGGAAGUGAACAAAGUGGUAAAGAAUCUUAUUCAGUGCUCAAAGAAAGUGAAGAAGAUGACAUAUCCCAAUGCUUGGACUCUUCUAUAGAUUUCGUUGAUUUCACUAAAAGUAACGGUGGCGCUCUAAAAAUAUCCGACGACACAAUAGCAGAACCCUUAUAUGCUCUAUUUAGUGAAAUCUUCGAUAUGCGGGGAGUUUUUAAAUAUGUUAGAAAAACUUUAAUUGGUUUCGUUCAAGUUACAUAUGGUCGUAAUAUCAAUAGACAGAUCUAUGACACUAUUUCUUGGUGGUUUUCCGAAGAAAUGCUUCACUACUAUUUAACAGUAGUACUGAAAAACUUCUGGCCUGGUGGAACAUUGGCUGAAAUGGCGCCAAUGAGAUCCAAAGAAGAAAAAUUGCAAACAGCUUUGAAAGCACAAGAAAUGUUCGUUAACAAUGUCCCUGAACUUCUUACUACUUUAGUAGGUAGUAAUGCAGGACGACUGGGAGCUAAAAAGGUCUUUGAUGCUUUUCAGGAAAAGAAUAUGAACAAACACUUGGUUUAUGAAAUUAUUGAGGCUGCUUUAGAUGCUACAUUCCCGGAGUUAUGCUAAUUAUAAUAUUUAUAAUUUAUUAUAUAACUUUCAUAUCGCUAAUAUGUCUAGUCACAUUUUUUCCUGUAUUGUGAUAUUAAAUUAGUAUACAAUAUUUAUAUCAAGUAUUUGUUAUUUUACUAUUCAUUAUAUUUUGUUUUAAUUAGAUUAUAUUUUCGAUGGGUUU
Diorhabda sublineata is the source of this 3261-nucleotide messenger RNA. RefSeq names its product sorting nexin-25 (gene snz). The record is from RefSeq and is a predicted model, not a curated record. Gene Ontology annotation, cellular component: intracellular membrane-bounded organelle. Bases 258 to 3095 code for a protein of 945 amino acids. NCBI's taxonomy places the organism in Eukaryota, Metazoa, Arthropoda, Insecta, Coleoptera, Chrysomelidae. The transcript has 13 exons. Gene Ontology annotation, molecular function: phosphatidylinositol binding.